AUGUGUCUUCAACAUCGACAAUAUCAUCGUUCAUCAUGUCCAUCAUCAUCAUCGUUAUUAUUAAAUAAGAAAAUAUUCAUCUAUAAUACUAUUCUGAUACUUAUAAUUUGUACCAAAACGAUUGUCGUUGGUCUACUUUGUCACUGUGAUAUAUGUGAAAAAAAUAACAAUACCUGUGAAACGGAUGGUGUUUGUGCAGCAACACUAUAUAAAGAAUCGGGUAAAAUACGUACAUCAUAUAGAUGUUAUGACAAAAGAGAUCUAUUACCGCCAGAAAAUCCGGUACAUUGUCAAUAUUCAAAACGUUUACAACGUAACGUCGAUAUACAUUGCUGUGUAGAUAGAGAUUUUUGUAAUAAAAAUUUUCAUUUUAAUCCACAAUUAUUUAAUAACAAUGAUGAUACGGAUUCAUUGGAUUCCGUUGCAUCAAAUUAUUUUACCAAAAAUUUACCAAUCAUCAUCAGCAGUAUAGCUAUAUUAUUCUGUUUGAUAUUCAUAUUGAUAGUCAUAAUAAUAUAUCGUCGUAAAACACAAGUGAAAACGAAAAAGAAACAUUUCAUCAAUGAUGUUGAAGGUAGUGUUGCUAGUUGUGAUCCAUUAAUACCAGGACAAUUAUUGAAAGAUCUUCUGGAUCAUACAUCAUCUGGUUCGGGUCUGCCGUUACUUGUACAACGUAGUAUAGCAAGACAGAUACAAUUAUUGGAAAUUAUUGGUAAAGGUCGUUUUGGUGAAGUAUGGCGUGGUAAAUGGCGCGGUGAAUGGGUUGCAGUGAAAAUAUUCUCAUCACGUGAUGAACAAUCAUGGUUUCGUGAAGUGGAAAUAUAUCAAACCGUUAUGCUUCGAAAUGAUAAUAUUCUUGGCUUUAUUGCUGCCGAUAAUAAAGACAAUGGAACAUGGACACAAUUAUGGCUUAUUACUGAUUAUCAUGAACGUGGAUCAUUAUUUGAUUUUUUAAGUAAAAAUACUGUCGAUAUAGCUGGCAUGUUGAAGAUGGCUUCAUCCAUUGCAAAUGGUUUAGCUCAUUUACAUAUGGAAAUCCUUGGUACACAAGGAAAACCGGCCAUUGCACAUAGAGAUUUAAAAUCAAAAAAUAUUCUUGUCAAAAUGAAUGGAACAUGUGCCAUUGCUGAUCUUGGUCUAGCUGUUCGUUAUGAUUCUUCAACAAAUUCAGUGGAUAUACCACCAAAUCCACGUGUAGGAACCAAACGUUAUUUAGCACCCGAAGUACUUGAUGAAUCAAUCAAUAUUAAUCAUUUUGAUUCAUUUAAACGUGCUGAUAUCUAUUCAUUUGGUCUUUGUAUAUGGGAAAUUGCACGUCGUUGUAAUGUUGGUGGAAUACAUGAUGAAUAUCAAUUACCAUAUUAUGAUGUCGUUCCAUUUGAUCCAACAAUUGAUGAUAUGAAAAAAAUUGUUUGCAUUGAACGACAACGGCCACAAAUACCAAAUCGUUGGCAAUCAUGUGAGGCACUACGAGUAAUGUCAAAAAUAAUGAAAGAAUGUUGGUAUCAUAAUGCUGCUGCACGAUUAACAGCAUUACGAAUAAAGAAAACAAUUGCCAAUCUUGAAGCACAAGAAGAUCUCAAAAUGUGAUGUUGAUUGAUUGAUUUAUU
This is a messenger RNA of Dermatophagoides farinae (American house dust mite), 1610 nucleotides long. The record is from RefSeq and is a predicted model, not a curated record. NCBI's taxonomy places the organism in Eukaryota, Metazoa, Arthropoda, Arachnida, Sarcoptiformes, Pyroglyphidae.